AUGUUUCGUUGGCCCUAUGGCGGACGAAAAGUUUAUAUAAUUGGCAGUUUUAAUAAUUGGUCUGAAAAGAUUCCAAUGUCAUACAAUAGUGAAGAGGAGGCUUUCGUAGUGAUUUUGAACGUUUCCGUUGGAAAACAUUUCUAUCGAUUCAUUGUUGAUGGAGAAUAUACAACCGAUCUGAAUUCACCAACAGAAAAGGAUGAACAUGGUUAUUUGAGUAACGUUGUCGAUAUUACAGCAGAUGAAGAGAGUGAGGAAGCUGAAGAAGAAGAGGAAGAAGAUGAGGAUGAUGAUAUCUCCUCCUCUUCAUCAUCAUCGCAUCAUCAUCAUACGACAUCUGCACCAAUUGGAAUUGGUAAAGCUCACGAUAACAUUUCCGCUGUAAAAUCUCAUGCAACAGGAGUACCAGCAUCUUCACCACCGAGAAGAGCCAACACCAGUGCACCAAACCCUUAUGGAGUUUCUACUUAUCAAUCUUCACAUACACAAUCUCACCAAACAUCUCCGACGCAUCAUCAUAUUGAUACUCACCACCAUCAGUCUCCUACUGUAAAACAACAUCACUCACCUCCAACAUCUCCUCAACACAAUUCUAGGAAUGAUCAUAAGCAUGAAAAAGGUGACACUUCACCAACCAAAGAAGGCGAGUCUAAACAGUACAGUAAUACUUAUGGAUAUCAAGAGGAAAUAUUCCCUGAAAAUAAGAAAAAUCCACCAAUUUUGCCACCUCAUUUACGUUAUACUCCCCUCAAUAGUAGUAAGAAAUUCCACCAUAAUCCAGGCCUGUUACCAAUUCCACUGCAUGUCACUGUUAACCAUGCUUACUUUUCUGAAAGAGAUAACAUGAAUAAGGUUGGUGUUACACAGAGGUAUAAGGAUAAAUUUACAACUGUGGUGCUGUACAAACCAAAACAUACUGAGCUUAAAAAGUACCAAAAUAUAACAACCAACUAA
Messenger RNA from Naegleria lovaniensis, 954 nucleotides. RefSeq lists its product as uncharacterized. Gene Ontology annotation, biological process: signal transduction. Gene Ontology annotation, cellular component: nucleus; nucleotide-activated protein kinase complex; cytoplasm. Gene Ontology annotation, molecular function: protein kinase binding. NCBI's taxonomy places the organism in Eukaryota, Heterolobosea, Eutetramitea, Acrasida, Naegleriidae. The transcript has 2 exons. The coding region runs from base 1 to 954 and encodes 317 amino acids. The record is from RefSeq and is a predicted model, not a curated record.